Anopheles marshallii is the source of this 915-nucleotide messenger RNA. RefSeq names its product probable actin-related protein 2/3 complex subunit 2 (gene Arpc2). Lineage: Eukaryota; Metazoa; Arthropoda; Insecta; Diptera; Culicidae. Bases 1 to 915 code for a protein of 304 amino acids. The record is from RefSeq and is a predicted model, not a curated record. Gene Ontology annotation, biological process: actin filament polymerization; Arp2/3 complex-mediated actin nucleation. Gene Ontology annotation, cellular component: actin cytoskeleton; Arp2/3 protein complex. Gene Ontology annotation, molecular function: structural constituent of cytoskeleton; actin filament binding. The transcript has 7 exons.
AUGAUUCUGCUGGAGAUCAACAACAGAAUUGUGGAGGAAACGCUUACAGUGAAGUUCAAAAAUGCAAUCGCAGGCAACAAGGCGGAAUCCAUCGAUGUGACGGUAGCGGACUUCGACGGAGUAUUAUUUCACAUUUCCAACAUAAAUGGUGACAAAACGAAAGUGCGAACGAGCAUAUCGCUAAAGUUCUACAAGCAACUGCAGGAACAUGGUGCCGAUGAGCUGCUAAAGCGCGAAUAUGGCGAUCUGCUAGUUGCGCCCGAAGACGGCUACAACGUGUCGGUGCUGGUCGAUCUGGAAAACAUUCCGGAAAAUUGGGAAGAAACGGUACGAAAGAUCGGACUGCUGAAGCGAAACUGUUUCGCGUCUGUGUUCGAGAAGUAUUUCGACUUUCAGUCGCAGGGUGAAGGGGAAGGCGAAGGACAAAAACGAGCAGUGAUCAACUAUCGGAAUGAUGAAACUAUGUAUGUUGAAGCCAAGCCGGAUCGCGUAACGGUCGUGUUUAGUACGAUAUUCCGUGACGAGGAUGACGUAGUGUUAGGUAAAGUAUUCAUGCAGGAGCUGCGUGAAGGCCGAAGAGCUUCACACACAGCGCCACAAGUAUUAUUCUCCCAUCGGGAGCCACCACUGGAGCUGGCCAAUACGGGUGCAAGAGUCGGUGAAAACAUAGGCUACGUUACGUUCGUACUAUUCCCAAGGCACACCGCGAAAGAAACGCGCGAUAAUACGAUCAAUUUAAUUCACAUGUUCCGUGAUUAUUUGCAUUAUCAUAUUAAGUGUUCGAAAGCUUACAUCCACUCCCGAAUGCGUGCAAAGACGUCGGAAUUUUUAAAGGUGCUCAACCGCGCUCGGCCGGAGCCAAAAAUUACGGAAAAGAAAACAAUAACCGGUCGAACAUUUAUCAGAAAAGAAUGA